This is a messenger RNA of Musca domestica (house fly), 829 nucleotides long. RefSeq names its product protein glass-like. The transcript has a single exon. Bases 104 to 700 code for a protein of 198 amino acids. Lineage: Eukaryota; Metazoa; Arthropoda; Insecta; Diptera; Muscidae. The record is from RefSeq and is a predicted model, not a curated record.
UUCUUCUUUUCAUUUGAUACUAACAAAACGCACACUGCAAAACAAAAAUGUCAUUGCAUUACGUUAUGAAAAUAAAAAAAAUUUGGAAAAAAUCGAAAAUGAAAUGUUUGCAGAAGAGGAUAACCUCAAAUGUGAACUUAAAAAUGAAAGGAUUGAAUCGCCAGAUUUACUGAUUGUCAAACAUGAAGUGGAUUUGGAGAAAGAUGAGGUAUAUCCGGUGAGAUAUCCUCAGGCAUCGACCUCAGCAGCUGCUGGCAAAAUUUCCCUCCCAAACCGGCAGGCCUAUGAAAAUAUUGAGGAAUCUGAAAUCUAUGACAUUACCGAUGAUGAUGAGGAGGAUUUUGCAGGAAAUAACAAUGACGACGAUGAUGAUGAUUUCGAUAUUAUGUAUUAUCCAAAUAAUUCCAAACGCAAAUCUUCUUCCUCACGUUCCUCUUCGCUUGCUGGCGCAGCCGGCUCAUCUGCCAAAAAAACCAAAAAUUCGACACGUGACAGUGGCAGCAGUAAACCCUUUGCCUGUCCCAAUUGUCCCAAAUCCUAUACCAUGCGUUGCAACUUGAAUCGCCACCUUCGUGUCGAAUGCAAUCGUGAACCGAAAUUCUCUUGUCGGAUUUGUCAAACGAAAUACUAUUAUCGCUGUUCGUUGGUUCAGCAUGCCAAGUCGGCCCAUGAUUUGGAUUUGAGAAAUGAAAAGGAUUAGGGAAAAGUUGGGUAAAAUGUGUCAGGAGGGGGGAAGGGAGAUGGGGGAAAGUGGAGAAAAAAGAAAAACAUGGACUGAAAAAAUUAGAAGACAAUUUUUUUUGUAAUUUCUCAUACAUGUUUAAAACUU